This is a messenger RNA of Orbicella faveolata, 834 nucleotides long. RefSeq names its product cathepsin B-like. The record is from RefSeq and is a predicted model, not a curated record. Gene Ontology annotation, molecular function: cysteine-type peptidase activity. NCBI's taxonomy places the organism in Eukaryota, Metazoa, Cnidaria, Anthozoa, Scleractinia, Merulinidae. Gene Ontology annotation, biological process: proteolysis.
CACUGGGUAAUAAUUUUUCAGGCAUUUGGAGCUGUGGAAGCCAUGACAGACAGAAUCUGUAUCUCAUCUGGUGGCAAACUAACGCCCCACAUUUCUGCUGAGGAUUUGCUAUCAUGUUGUCAGAGUUGUGGAAUGGGGUGCAAUGGAGGAUUCCCCGAAGCUGCAUGGAAUUACUGGGUUGACUCUGGGCUUGUAACAGGAGGGCAGUACAAUUCUCACCAGGGAUGUGAGCCAUAUGAAAUUCCGGCUUGUGAUCACCAUGUAAAAGGGAAACUCAAGCCUUGCAGUAAAUCCAUUGAUCCCACACCACCAUGCACAAGGAAGUGUGAGCCAGGGUACAACGUUUCUUACUCAGAUGACAAGAGAUAUGGAGAAAAUGGUUACUCUGUAAGCAGUGAAGUGGAGAAGAUCCAGACGGAAAUCAUGACUCAAGGCCCCGUAGAGGGUGCAUUCACUGUCUAUGCAGACUUCCCUAGCUACAGGAGUGGCGUAUAUCAACACGUAUGUGGAGCACCACUUGGUGGGCAUGCCAUUAAGAUCUUGGGUUGGGGAACCGAGGAUGACAAACCAUACUGGCUUGUGGCAAAUUCCUGGAAUCCUGACUGGGGAGACCAAGGGUACUUCAAGAUUCUGCGAGGCUCAGAUGAAUGUGGAAUUGAGUCAGGCAUUGUUGCUGGAAAACCAAAGCUGGAUCAAGAACCAGCAAAGAGUGUUCUAGCUUAAACUUCUACAUAAAUGUAUCAGGAAAAUCUGGAUGGCAUGUAAUGCUGAUUUAGCUUGUGAAGCAUUGAUUCUGUAGCUGAUAAAUUGUUAAUAAAAAAACUGAUUGUACAA